Messenger RNA from Aspergillus oryzae RIB40, 564 nucleotides. RefSeq lists its product as uncharacterized. The record is from RefSeq and is a predicted model, not a curated record. The transcript is spliced from 2 exons. NCBI's taxonomy places the organism in Eukaryota, Fungi, Ascomycota, Eurotiomycetes, Eurotiales, Aspergillaceae. Bases 1 to 564 code for a protein of 187 amino acids.
AUGCUGGGCGGUAAUUGCCUCGGAAAAGACUCGAUUGGAGUAUUGAGUGCGAUAUUGCUCUGCCGAUCUUUCCUCGUAUUUGACAUCGAGAGGCCGAAUGGGCUUGGCAAUGCUGUAUCCGCCUCGCACUUAAAGCGCUGCUUCCUGCGUCUGAGUCAAUCAAUCGGAAGCCUCGAAGAGAGACAAGAUGUGGGCCCGAUUGAUUCCAAUUCUUCUGCUUCUUGUGAAGCCCACCGUAUCGCUUACUAUAACGGCACGCUCAUCGUGAGGAUAAGUCCGCAGCGCAAAGCACAUAAAGUGAAGCCGCUGGACGGCAAUGCCUGCGGAGAGUAUGAAGAUCGUACAUUCGAAUUCAUUUGGGACGCUCUCGUCGGCUUAAUCCCGACUGCGCCCAACGCACCUUCACCAAACCCAUUCUUCCUUAGCCUCUAUGCGUGGGACGAGGGCUAUAGACUGCCAAACGAGAACGAACCUGCGAAUUACAGCGAGUACCAAGGGACCUGGUUCCACACGUUUUCGAGGUUUGGACACAGUAUCCUUCUUUAUGAAGAGGCUUCAGACUGA